AUGUCCUCAUCCAAAAGAAGACGAACGCUAGCUUCUCGGUCUCCAAUCACCCCUCGAACUUCGGGACGACGACUGGGGCCCAGGGCAUCGUCGAGUCGAGCAUCAAGCAUUUCGAGUGGGCUUCCUCAAACCCCAAGAGCCCAGUUAGCAAGUCAAUUGCGGACUCCUUUUACGACAGAAACCAGGGUCCAGACUGAAAGGUCCGCGAGAGCUACUGACGGCUUCGACGAUCAUGUCAUCGCAGCUAUUGACACCAAGGAUCAUGAAACUGUGGGAUGUGCCUAUUACUCAGCCGAAGAAGAGAAAAUGUACCUGCUCAGUGAUACCCGCUUUGGAGGAAUGGAGACUGUGGAUGCAUUACUUCUCCAGAUAAAGCCCACAGUGGUGUUGGUGCCCCCUCGUGUUGACCUUGAUUCCCAGAAUCAAAAUCAAAAUCUUGCCCAAGAAGACGUGUCGUCUGCAUAUCUCCCUUACCAGAUUGACACCCGCCCAGCAUCGGAAUUUAGCUACUCAAAUGCAGAAAGCAAGAUUAUUGCACUGGACAUCUCGUCUACCCAUGAAAACCGCCUCCGUUUCUUCGUGCCCCAAGAUGGCCUUGCCGAACCCGAAGAAGUGAAUUCUCAAGAAAUGGGAUUUACUCUCCGAGAGGGAAGACUUUUGCACAUUUCCAGCUCCGUUGACAUGGAAAACCCCGUGACUAUCGGCUGCGUUGGUGCUAUACUCACCUACUUGCAAAGAAGAAGGACUGUGGCACCAAGCGCUCUGGAAGAGCCGAGCGAGUAUCGAAUUCGGGCGUUGCAAAUGUUUAAUCUGCAAGACACAAUGUGGAUCAAUAGCAACACAUUCAAUUCUCUUCAGAUCAUUCAGUCAGAGUCACACCCAAACAUGUUCAACCAAGGCCCAGGAAAAAAGUCCGCAGCGGGAAAAGAAGGACUUUCGGUGUACGGUCUAUUCCAACACUUUGCAUACACUCCUCAAGGCAGGGCCAGGCUCAAGCAAAGCUUCUUUCGCCCGAGUGUCGAUCUCGUCACUAUUCGUGGGCGACAUGAGUUCAUAGGGGUGUUUUCAAGACCAGACAACCUUUCAGCAAUGGAGAAGAUAACUAAGGCCUUGAAACACAUCAAAAAUCUGAGACCUGUGAUGGUCAAUCUGCGGAAGGGAAUCAGUACUGGCAGCGCUAAGAUCACAGGAUUCAAAACUACAGUUUGGGCUAGCCUCCUUGCUUUUGCAUUCUAUGCUAUUGAUAUCCAAGAUGCACUGCAAGAAGUCUCGGGGGCGCAUCCCCUAGCUCUUCGCACAAAGGCACUAAGAGUACUUCAAGCAGCCCAACUAUACCGGGUUGGCCGUAUGAUCCAAGAAAUUGUUGAUAUUGACAAUUCCGAGGAGCAAGGGAGAACCGUCGUCAAACAGGGAAUCGAUCGAGAGCUUGACCGGAUCAAAGAUAGAUAUGAUGGCUUGAAUAUUCUUCUCAAACAAGUCGCUCUCGACAUUGCCGCGACUAUUCCCGAAGACCUGAAUGUCGACAUCAAUGUGAUAUACUUCCCCCAGCUCGGGUUCAAUAUUGCCAUUCCGCUCAAUGAUCAUGGCGCUGCGACAUAUGCUGGCUCCCACAAUGAAUGGGAGAUGAUGUUUCUCACAGAGAACAGAGCCUAUUUCAAAGACUUUCACAUGAGAGAGAUGGACGAGAAACUCGGUGACAUUUACGGUCUUAUCUGUGAGAAAGAAAUUGACAUUGUUCUCUUGGCCCUCACUCAAGCAGCAAGUUUUUACAAGCUGGUUAGACCAAGAAUGGUUGAUCAAAAUGUGAUCAAAAUCAAAGGUGGCCGGCACAUCCUUCAAGAAUUGACAGUUGCGUCUUAUGUGCCAAACGACACCUAUCUCACAAGUGACACUACACUCAAUUAUGACGAAAUUACUUCUCCUGCGAAUUGCGAUCCUAGCAUGCUGAUCCUGACAGGCCCCAACUACUCUGGAAAAAGCGCCUACAUCAAGCAGGUGGCACUGAUUGUCUACCUGGCACAGAUUGGAAGCUUCGUUCCUGCGGACAGUGCGGAGUUAGGAAUCACAGACAAGAUUUUGACCAAGCUCAACACACAAGAGAGUGUCUCCAAGAUCCAAAGCACUUUCAUGAACGACCUGCAACAAGUGUCACUUUGCCUGAGACAAGUCACGAGCCGCAGCUUGGUUCUCAUCGAUGAAUUUGGCAAAGGAACCAAUGAAAGCGAUGGAAUUGGGCUCGCCUGCGGAACAUUUGAGUAUUUGCUCAGCCGCAAGGAUCCUGCCAAAGUAAUUGCAGCAACCCAUUUCCACGAGAUCUUCGAGAACAACUUCCUCGAGCGUCGGCCGCAGCUUCAGCUUGGCCAUAUGGAGGUCCAAGUCUCUGAAGAACCCGGAGAGAGCGAGGACCAGGUCACCUACCUCUACAAGUAUGUGCUACACACUACACACCACACACUUGAUUUGAUGCUGAUCGAGAAUUACAUAGCUUUCGCCCUGGGCGCAGCAACAAGAGCUUUGGCACCAUGUACGUCUUCACUCCCAUCGGGUCUUUCUCACCGGCCUCAUUUCAAGUUGCUUACGUGGUAUAGCUGCGCGGCAAUCAAUGGUAUUGAUCCAGUCGUCGUUUCCCGUGCCAACGAGAUCACAUCUCUCCUAGCACGAGGCGAAAACAUCGUUGCGGCAUGCGCUGCCCUAUUGCCUGGGGAAAUGGAAGACCUCGAAGAAGCGGACUUGCUUGCGAGAAACUUCCUAGAGAUUGAUUUCACCCACACUGCUUCAGAUGCUACUGCCAAGGCAGUUUUCGAGGGCUUGUUUUAA
This is a messenger RNA of Penicillium brevicompactum, 2817 nucleotides long. RefSeq names its product MutS family protein MSH5. The record is from RefSeq and is a predicted model, not a curated record. Gene Ontology annotation, biological process: chiasma assembly; mismatch repair. The coding region runs from base 1 to 2817 and encodes 938 amino acids. Lineage: Eukaryota; Fungi; Ascomycota; Eurotiomycetes; Eurotiales; Aspergillaceae. Gene Ontology annotation, cellular component: nucleus. Gene Ontology annotation, molecular function: mismatched DNA binding; ATP binding; ATP-dependent DNA damage sensor activity. The transcript has 14 exons.